Molecule: messenger RNA, 1036 nt
Organism: Ylistrum balloti
Lineage: Eukaryota; Metazoa; Mollusca; Bivalvia; Pectinida; Pectinidae
Product: ribokinase-like
Exons: 8
Coding region: 76-1002 (308 amino acids)
Biological process (GO): D-ribose metabolic process
Molecular function (GO): ribokinase activity
Source: RefSeq, a predicted model, not a curated record
GCUGGCUAGAAAGGAACGCCUUCUUUUGGCUCCUGAACAGCUUUGAUAUUUUCGGUAGUAUAUAUCUACAGAAAUAUGGACGUGACAGUUAUAGGAAGUUGCAUGACGGAUCUCGUCAGCUAUGUACCAAGAUUACCUAAACCAGGCGAGACCCUCCACGGUACCAAAUUUGCAAUAGGAUUUGGUGGCAAGGGAGCUAACCAGUGUAUUGUUGCAGCACGAUUGGGUGCCAGAACAGCUAUGGUAGCAAAGGUUGGAGAUGACACUUUUGGAAAAGAUUACAUUCAGAAUUUCAAGGAUAAUGAAGUGAUGAUAGAGCAUGUUGGAGUUACCUCUAAAGCUGGCACAGGUGUCGCACCUAUCUGUGUAAAUCAGGACGGACAGAAUUCAAUAGUUAUUGUGGCUGGAGCUAACCUUUUGCUAACAGAGGAUGAUGUCAGGGCUGCCGAGGCUGUUGUCAAGGAGACCAAAAUUGUCAUUUGUCAACUGGAGAUACCUGCUCAGUCUACACUUGCAGCUUUGAAACUGGCCAAAAAACACAAAGUGAUGAGUAUUUUCAAUCCAGCUCCAGCACAAUCUGGACUGUCUGACGAGUUUUUUACCGAAUGCGACAUCUUCUGUGCCAAUGAAACAGAGGUAGAGAUCCUUACAGGUUUACCUGUUAAGACUGAAGAGGAUGCAUGCAAAGCUACACUGGCUUUGCUAGACAAAGGAUGUGGAAUAGUUAUACUCACACUAGGAGUCAUGGGAUCAGUGUUUGCUUCCAAGGACGAACCAAAGCCCACCCAUGUGGCAGCUCAAUCUGUCACAGCAGUUGAUACCACUGGUGCUGGUGAUGCGUUUGUGGGAGCCUUGGCAUACUAUCUAACAAACAACCCCUCUCUGACCAUUAAAGAGGUCAUUAAGAGGUCUACUGUGGUGGCAGGAGUUAGUGUUCAGUCACCUGGUACACAGACAAGCUUUCCGUGGAAGAAAGACCUACCACCAGAUUUGUUCAGUUAAUGUUUAAGAAAUAAAAAAAUUUAGAAUCUUUAAA